Messenger RNA from Aureobasidium musti, 1335 nucleotides. The record is from the annotation of a GenBank genome assembly. Lineage: Eukaryota; Fungi; Ascomycota; Dothideomycetes; Dothideales; Saccotheciaceae.
AUGCUUUUGGAACGGCCUCUCUCGUUUAAGCGCGCCUCUGCCCGGCAAACAUUCUAUCCUUACCCAGACUCGCCCGCACUAGGAGAACAAGACCGCAGAUCAAUGUCCACAACUGGCGGAGCAUUGCCUCGGAGGGAGACGUACAGGAGCGGUGUCUACUCAUUGCUUCCUCAAAAGACUGGAGAGCAGCUUGCCCGCACGCGGGAUGACGACGGAUCCGGCGACGAAAGGGACCCAGCAGAGAUCGAAGCUGCAUAUCUGAACCUGGUUGGAGGAGGAGGCAAUCGUUCGCGCAACAUCAGCUCUGAAUUGUCGUUCGGCAUGUCUGGCGACAAGGAUGGUCCAGACGGCGGUGCAUACUCGAGCGAGGAAUCAAAGAGGAGGACAAACUACUACGAAGAGCAGUUUCAAUACAAAGGCAAUGGAUUGGGCAGUGUGCGUGAGAGAAUUGAGAAGGACUCUCCGGUCGUGGCCGAGCUGCGUACCAAUGUCAUUGUCAAGGAUGAAUUCACCCUCGUCACCGACAUGUCGUACAAUCUUAGCCAGCGCUAUUCACGCCCCGAGAGCAGCAUCAUGGUUAAUGUCGAGCACUCUGCCUGCUUGCUGCUCGCCGGCUCUUUCGAACCCGCAUACAUCCUCACCAUCACCGCUCUCCCCUCGCAAUUACAGCCUGUCACCAACAAGCGCAACUCGGCCCUCAUCCAAUCCUUCAUGGCAGACAUCCUUGCUGUCCCACCUGAAAGAGGCAUCCUUCGGUUCCAGCCUGUUGCGGAAGAGAACCUCGCCAUCAACGGUACCACCGUCUUUGGAGAGAUUGAGCGUAUCGAGAAGAGCAGCAUAGACUCCGAUGUGACGGCUGCAAACGCCAUCAAGCGUGCCUGGACCAGAGGAUCACGGAGGUCGGUUCAUGCGAAGAAGCCUUCCGUCAGAAACACCGACGACGUUCCUUCGGCACUUCCACAAGUCGCAAACACACACCUCCCCACUACCAGCCACUCUCGCCAACCCAGUCAGAACCUAUCACAGUCCGCUGUAUCAUUGACGUCCCAUCCGGGGCCUGCAUUCGUCGCCACUGCAACAUCUCCCGUACUUGAGGAAAGGGAGAAGCCGCCACCACCAAACAGAGAACUGCCUCCUACACCGAUUGGAACACCAAACGGCGAAGACAAGCGUAAGAGCAACUUGAAUGGCAUACUCAAAAACGUAUCUGGCUCUCCUCGUCCUGCCUCAGCAAGUUCUCCCAUACCCAAACCACCGCCUAUACCACAGAGCGUAUCUCCCAUCAGUCCCAAGGUGGCCAAGAGGAAGAGUUUCAUUUCCAUCUUCAAACGGUGA